GAUACCCUUUACGUUUUUGCUUCAAGCAUCGGUACCGGGAGGUAUCCAGGCAACAUUGGCGCGUUCUCUGGUCCGAUAUCGAUGACGCCUUAGAAGUUAGCGAAGCAGGUUCAUUCGAGUCUGGGUGUACCUGGAAGUGUCUCACGGCGACAUUCUUCGCGAACAGUCGUCUCACGCUCAUCGGGAUAUUGUACUGAUGUUGUCGUUGCCCAGUGAUAUCGCUGACUCCCGAUGAAGUAAACCCCGUUUGCUUUUCGACAAAUGCACCUUCAGGGCGCAGCUAUCGUGGCCUGUAAACAACGUAUGGUCGUUGUGAGGUGCAAAACUUGAGCCUACUGAGUAAGUGACCUAUGACUCCUGGUAUUCGGAUUAAGCACUCGUGGAAAAGUUCAAAGAAGGAUAUGCGGUGGGGAUAUAUAGCACAAGAUCAAGAUCUCAGCCGAUCACUGAUAGAGCCAUGGAGGCGGAGGUAAGACUGCUGCUGAGCGGUGACAGGGCGAGGGGUUUUGGCUGGAUUGCUGGAAGUUCUGUGACUUGGGACUGUGCACUGUGGUACGCGGCGUAGAAUUUGACUGCAAGAGAUUGAACCUCAACGUGAACGGAGGAGGAGCGGAGGGUGAAAAGCAGCCUGAUUUGGCGGUAGGAUCAGACGGUUCCGCGUAACCAAGAGUGGAAGCGCUUAAGAAAUGGCUGCGAAAGAUCGCAAAGAGGAAAGUUAGAGCUUGUCGCCCUCCGGGUUACUGAAUUUUGCUCUGCUGUCACCACACUCAUUACCUCUGCUCUAUCGCGUUCAUGUCGUGCUGUUUCGCUUGCUGUUAACCCACUAAUUGCGCCCUGACGCGCCUUGUAUACUCACAACCACAUGCACUCUCGUUACAUCCCUGUAUUCACAUCACUGAUCCGACCCAGAGCUUACAUCCCAUCAAUUCGCUCACAACUCGACGCUCCUUCCCUCUUCACAUACCCCCAAUGUCGUUGGCACCACCGGGCCAGAACAAAUCGUGGUGGUCGCGUUCAAAGUCCAGAGACCCUCCAUCCUUGCGCUUAAAACGCUCGAAUUCGAACUUGGGUGAGAAGGCUGCUGCAAGUGGUCCGUCCAAGCCUAAGGAGUCUAGAUUUAACACGCUCGUUGCUUCUGCCAUGGGCAAGAAGAAGAAACAACUUCCCAUCCAAGACCCUCCCCCACCCGCACCGCCUAUGCGUCCUCCAAGACCACCCUCGUUAGAGCGGCCACCACCUACUCAGUCAAUACCAGAAUAUCCCCCACCACAACUCCGGUACCAACGACCCCCGCGAGUUGACAUACGACCUACCAUUCGUAGGUACCACGAUGCCGAUGAGUAUUCCGACCCUCAUACCAUCUCGGAACCACGGACACCUUCCGAUCAUCCGAGGGAUAGGUCAUCCUACCAGAACUCUGUCAUGACGCUGUCUGACCCAGACCCAUUCGCGUCGGGAGGUAUAUUCUCUCCUCUAAUACAGGAUCCUAACAGGUUAUCAGUCUACUCCGAUGCUUCAUACCAUGAUGCCGUGUCAAAACGCAGUGAUCCGCUGUUCAAUAACCGCAUAUCGUAUGGGUCAUCCUCCUCCAACUCUCAUAGCUUACGGUCCGAGGGACAGAUGUCCAGAGGCCAAUUUUCACCUCAGUUGUCACCUCCAUUGCCUACUGGAGGGCGGCAGCAGGCGCUGAGGAUUGCUACCGACGGUACCAUAGAGCAUCAACGACAUAGAAGGCAAUCGUCUAUUGGACUUGAUGAGGCACCCCUUCCUCUACCUCAGAACCGAACAGUGACUCGCUCACGAAGCGCACUGCAUUCCGGAUCAGUAUCCUCCAAUUCCACAGUUACACCCACUGAGAGAGGUAGAACGAAAGAGUAUUUACCUUCAGGGAGCAGUAUGGCGUUCCCUCAACCACCGUCGCUACGCGCAAGAGGUAUGACAGUUGGAAGUCUUCUUGACCGUCCGAAUACAUCUUCCGGGCUCAUGAACUUCACCACGGGUGGGAAUGCAUCUACUAGCAAUGUAUCAUCGCUUCGCCGCAAAGCAUCAGAGAACUUUCUCUUACAACAGUCUCCAGUCUCUCCUUCACCAACUACACCUCAUUCGGCUAUGUCAUUCCCUCGCUCCCGAGCCUCUUCUAAUGCCACUAAUGUCCAUUCACCCACUUCUUCACGCCCUGUCGUCCUCAUACGCAAGGCGUCUGCUCCUCGUAUGAUAGUCCCGCCCCCAAGCGCUGCACCUCCCAUCAGCGACCUACCAUCACCACCACCUCACUCCCCAGGUGUGGGUCCUACUGGACCCGAAAAUUUCUUUGAUCCACUCGACGACUCACCUGGUUCAUUGGAGUUUCAAGAUCGAAGGUUGUCGAGUUCGUCAAGUCUGAGUUUCGCGUCUGGCGGUGGAAUGGGCACGAACGAUGUUGGAGAUGCUAUACAACAGCUUAUGCGGGACUCUUUUGGCCACCGCGACCGCAAACAUGGCAAGGGGUCCGGUAUCUCUACUACAAUUGGGAACUCAAAUCCCGGCUCCAGGGGGUCGACGAUGCGUCCAAAUAGUCUGAAGAAGGCCGCCUCGCAACAAAACCUUUUCGACAAACGGCAAUCCUUGACCAGUCUUGCGGAUUCCCUGCUGUCAGAUUCAGUUGGGCAUGAUAGUUAUGACGGAGGCAAGUCUGGCACCAGCACACCUGGGACCAAAACGCCUAAGAAACAACGCUCAUUUCAUCACCCCCGCUUCCCUCCCUUAUCAUCAUUGCGACACCCAUCUUCCUCCUCACCGUCACCACCCAUAGAAACACGCAAGGAUACACCACUACAACCGCGUCGCAGGCUGUUUUCUGGCUCCAGUCUCCGACGUUAUAGCUCUUCUCAGCCUCAGCCUCCAGGUAGCUCAUCAGCGUCUGUAGAAGAUGAUAUGCGCUCUCUUCUGAGUGUGGAGAGCAUAUCGAAUGUCCCCAAGAAAGACCAUUCCAAACAUAUCAUCAUGUCGUUCUCGAGCUUCGGUAACCAGAUGUCUCUCGUGACAGAGAGUGCGUGUCUUUCUCCGACGUGGGAUGAAGACAUGAUUAUCGAAACCGCUAGCAAGAGAGAUUCUCAGAGCGAUUAUGCACCACAGCACAUUAUGUCUCCAGAUGCGAUGCUGGAAUUAGAGCAACAGAUUGAGGCGGACGCUGCUCAACGGGAACGAGAGAAGCUGGAUGCGGCGAGCGGGCAGAAACCCACGCCGAAACUACCGCUGGACGCGAAGGAUUUGGGUCUACCUUCUCCUAGCAGGAGACCCAAAGAGUCUAGGUCUAGAGUGGUUUCAGGGACGUCGGAUGUAUCAACCCUGACUGGCAAGAGUUAUGCAACUGCGUCGGAAGGGUAUCAUGCUGGUCCCUCUACUCUUUCAAGAACUCCAACCAUCCAGCGGGACGUUGAUCAAAGCACCUGGAUGGACGAUGAAGAUGAGUAUUCUUCUUUACUAGUCCGAAGUACUUCCAUGUUCGGAAAGACUACGCCCAAGCCACCACUGGCCAUUCGCCCGGCCACUGCUCAGCCGUUAUCAUCUCCACCGACAACCCCAACUACUAUCACUGCAUCUCCUGAGAGGCCUAUAACUGUUCUUCCGCCUCCUCCUCGCCCUCGUGCCAGGGUGUCCCAUGAGGAGCAGAGUGAGCAGGAGCCGGAAUCACUAUCCAAACGUGCCAGCGUCACACCCAUUCACCCAUUGUCUCCCCCACCACGUCGUAAGACCUCAAGGACAAUGAUACUAGCCGAUGAUUCUGACCAUCGAUCCCAACAUUCCACGCGUCCUCCGAGUGCUUUCGAGACGCAGAAGAUAAUGCAUCGCAGAUCGCUCAUGAAAAAGCCCUCGUUCUUGGAGAUAUCCGACGAGGAUGACGAUGAAGAUGACGGUUCCGGGACUUAUUCCGGCAGGGACGGUACGACGCUGGGUUCUGUUUCUCCCAUUAUGGAGAGCAGUUUCCUUGACCUCGAUAGAGGCAACUCUUUCGACAGUGUUCGAAGUGACGACAACUUUCAUGUAUUUUAGGUCUUGCUGUUUUUUUUUGGGGGGGCGGUGCUUCAUUCCUUUUAUUCACACCCUGCACAUUGUUCUGCGUUGCUCUCUUUUUUAUUGCUAUUAUAGUGGUAGGGUUCUAUACCCGUAUUCCUUCAUCAGUACCUAUUGACCUAAUUCUUCCCAGCUUGGAUGAUCUAGUUAGUUUUCUCAUUCCUAUCCUUCUUGUUUUACAUCGUCAAGAUACUUACUAUUGGCAGACUUGCUGUAUAAAUGGGCUUUCCUGGCACUUUAUGAUCACCAUUCAAUGAACAAUCUGAAUUGAGAAGCAAAAGGAAGGUUAUAUAUGAAAUAUCCGUAGACUAUUAGACCCAUUCGACGAGUAGAAAUUGACGAGUAGAGAACGUGUAUACCCUCCG
Molecule: messenger RNA, 4418 nt
Organism: Somion occarium
Lineage: Eukaryota; Fungi; Basidiomycota; Agaricomycetes; Polyporales; Cerrenaceae
Source: the annotation of a GenBank genome assembly